Haliotis rubra (blacklip abalone) is the source of this 3904-nucleotide messenger RNA. Its product is annotated as ubiquitin-like modifier-activating enzyme ATG7. Lineage: Eukaryota; Metazoa; Mollusca; Gastropoda; Lepetellida; Haliotidae. Gene Ontology annotation, molecular function: Atg12 activating enzyme activity; Atg8 activating enzyme activity. The transcript has 19 exons. Gene Ontology annotation, cellular component: cytoplasm; phagophore assembly site. Gene Ontology annotation, biological process: autophagosome assembly; piecemeal microautophagy of the nucleus; cellular response to nitrogen starvation. The record is from RefSeq and is a predicted model, not a curated record.
UGUUUGCAUGUGACAGUGAGAAUUAUCGAUGACACCCCUCUCUCUACGUUGGCAAUUACGAACGUACUAAACAGUUUUAAACAGUACGUGAAUUAGGAUACGGCAAUGUCAGGUGGAGGUUCGCUUCAGUUCGCCCCUUUCAGCAGCUCCCUUGAUGCCGGGUUUUGGCAAAGAUUGUCAGAGAACAAGCUGAAUGUGUAUGGUUUGGAUGAAGCACCGAAAACUAUUCAUGGAUUUUACUUCAAUGGGGAUCCAGCAGGAAUAGCUCCUCGACUGUCUGUGGACUUUACAGCUUUUGACAGUGAAUGGAAGACGCCACCUCGAUGUCUUCCCAGCAAGGGCUCUAUCCAGAACACAAAUACACUGGAAAAAUUCAAGGAAUGCGACAAGAAAAGAUGAAUCAAUGUUGAUUUGUUUCAGAUCUGGGAUGACAUAAUUAGUGGCAGAGCCGUAGAUGAUCCUUCACUCCUGUCCAGAUUCCUUCUUCUCACUCAUGCUGAUCUGAAGAAAUACAACUACUACUACUGGUUUGCAUUCCCAUGUCUGACAGCACCAGAAAACACAGUCUCCUCCGCACCCAAGGCUCUGGAUGGCAGGUUCUCACCAGAACAGGUGAAGUCUUUUCUGACCUCGUACGAUGCCUUCCAGGCAGGUAGAGACUGUUUUCAGGGGUUCUUCACCGUCAGGGAGUCAGGGGAUGCUGUGCUGGUUCAGGAAUUGAAAACACUCAGUGUCACAGACAUAGGAAAGGGCAAGGUGAUGUUUGGCUUCUGUGACCCCUGUACCCUGGAUAAACAUCCUGGCUGGCCGCUCCGCAACUUCCUCACUGUCAUAGCUCAUAGAUGGGGAGAUAAGUUGGGUGAGAUCGAGGUGUUGUGUCUCCGGGACCGGACUCGUGAUGGCGUGCGUGACAUCAGCCACAGCCUCGUCUUCAACAUUACCCUCACUUCACUGUCUGCUCAGACAGAGUGUCCGAAGUGCGUGGGUUGGGAGAAGAAUGAGCGACAAAAACUGGGCCCCCGGAUGGUGAACCUGUCGUCUAGCAUGGACCCAACUAGAUUAGCAGAGUCAGCAGUGGACUUGAACUUGAAGCUGAUGAGAUGGCGUCUGCUUCCCGACCUUGACCUUGAGAAAAUCUCCUCCACUAAAGUCCUGCUGCUUGGCUCUGGAACUCUGGGGUGUAAUGUUGCCCGUUUCUUGCAGGGUUGGGGCAUCAGGAAGAUAACAUUUGUCGACAACUCCCGAAUAUCCUACUCCAACCCAGUACGACAGUCACUGUUCACUUUUGAAGACUGCUUGAACGGAGGCAGACCCAAGGCAGAAGCUGCUGCAGAAUCUCUCCGGAAGAUAUUCCCGGGAGCUGACACCAAAGGCUUAACGUUGUCCAUCCCUAUGCCCGGGCACUCAGUACCAGAGAGUUCUGUAGAGACUGUACGACAGGACGUCGAGACGUUAGAGAAGUUGGUAGAGAGCCAUGAUGUGCUGUUCCUGUUGAUGGACACCAGAGAGAGUCGCUGGCUGCCCACUGUCCUUGGAGGGGUCAAGCAGAAGAUUGUCAUGAAUGCAGCUCUAGGCUUUGAUACAUUCCUCGUCAUUCGUCAUGGUUACAAGACGGCUGAAAGUGCAAUACCUCCUGGACCCAUUUCCAUGACAACCACCAUUCCUGGAUGUCAGCUAGGGUGCUACUUCUGCAAUGAUGUUGUAGCUCCAGGCAAUUCCACAAGGGACCGGACGCUUGACCAACAAUGUACCGUCACCAGGCCUGGCAUCUCCAUGAUAGCCGGUGCUCUGGCCGUGGAGCUCCUGGUGUCUGUCCUGCAACAUCCUAAAGGACCCGAGGCCCCAGCGGACACCACCUCCAAUGAUGACAUGUACCGAGAGUCUGACUGUUCUCUAGGACUUGUCCCUCACCAGAUACGUGGGUUCCUGUCUAGAUACCAUCAUGUUCUUCCCGCUAGUCGGGUCUUCGACAAGUGCACUGCCUGCUCAACCAUGGUGCUGGAGUCCUACAAGAAGGAAGGCUUCCAGUUUCUGCUGCGUGCGUUCAAUGAACCCAACUACCUGGAGGACCUGACCGGACUCACACAGAUGCAGCAGGAGACUCUGGAUGCUGAGGUCUGGGAUCUGAGCGAUGACGACUCUGAAAGUAUGGAGAUGUCUUGAUGUCAAGUCACACCACUCCAGCACCCUGUGAUAACCAUACACCCUGACGGCAUGGCGUGGUUGUCAUAGAAACAAGGCCAUCAUUCCAUGCCACAUCUACACCACAGUGAUGCCAAUGAAUUUGUUCGAUACCACACAGACUCCACACCACGAACAUGGUGCAUUACUGUACAGUGAUUACUUGUAGGUGAAACCAGCAACAUUCACUGAGGACAGUGUUAAGUCCAGUGGCUAGAGUUGUCUGAAGACCAAGGGUCAAGGCCUGUUUUCAUUUUUACAGUGUGAAUUAUUUUAUUGCUAAUCCAUGAGGAUCCAGGUUAGAAUUUUUGUCAGCAACCCAUGCUUGUUGUAAGAGGCGAUUAACAGGAUCGGGUAGUCAGACAUGCAGACUCGCUUUGAGUGAGUGCGAAAUGCGAAGAUCGUUGUUGAUUUAACAAUGUAUGGUAUGGAUUUACAACUUCUUUAAUGUUUACAACAUGACGUUUCUGGGCUACUUUCUUGCCCCUUCAUCAGGUGAAUGACAGAAUAUGAUUACGAACAAACUAUAUGGUAUGUACAGGAGGCCAUUGAGAUAGUAUUACAGAUUGAGAUGUACAGAGAUCAAGGAGAUUAUGUGGGCAAGAAGUAGCCAUGAAGCGUUGUGUUGUAAACAUUAAAGAAGUUGUAGAUCCAUACCAUACGUUGUUAUGUUAUCUUCCAGCUUCUGAAUACCCAUCAAGCUUCUGAUGGUUGUUCAUGAUGAUAUCGAUCAUUGGUUUGUCUGGUCCAUACUCGGAUUAUUUACAGACUGAAGCCAUGUAGCCGAAAUGUUGUUGAGUGUGUUCAACAACAAACAAAAAACAUAUUUUAUUACUCUGGUAGCACUCACAAUCUUUGAAAAACAAGUCCGAACUACUGCAACAACAUCACUAUAGAUUAUUCUUGAAUAAUUAUCACUGCAUGUGAUUGUUCAGUGGAACCGUAUCAGACAUUUCUGGACCCGGUGGACGAUGGUGCUUGUAACAUAGAACUUUGUGCUUAAACCCAUUCUGUGUAUGCUCAGUUGUAGACAGGGUACCCGGGAGACAUUGAGAAUUUCAGGACUACUUGUCGAUUAAUGCAAUAUGUACUUAUUGUUAGCAUGGCCAGGUCUAUAUAUUGGAGAUGUAAUACUCCGAGACUGGUGCUGAAUUUUAAUCUGGAGAGAUGUUGAGUAUCAUCCUUAUGUCUCAAUAAAUUCCUGGGAACCAUUCGUAUAUCAUCGGUACCCGGAAGACAUUGAGAAUUUCAGAAGAACUACAUGUUGAUUAAUGCAUCAAGAGAGAUGUUGAGAAUCUCCAUUGUGAUAAAUUCCCUGGGACCAUUCCUUAACAUAGUUCCUUGUGAGUGAAAUAUGAAUUAUGGACAAACAAUCAUGACUCAAAUUAGACACCACAUUGAAUUUUAUUGGAAGAGGGUAUCUUAUGUGUAAGAGUUUUUAAAUGUGGACGUAUGCAAGUUGAGUUCUUAUACUACAUAGUGUUAUAUAUUUUAAGUUAAAAUGUUCGAGAGAUUAUUGAAGUCGACAUCAAUGGCAUAAAUUAAAAUCUCUAAAGUCCUAGAUAAAAACGAAUCAAAGCUGAAUUGGACAUUAAUCCAACAUGACUUGACUAUUUCCUGUGUGUUUAUAUGUCUGUGAAUCAUGUACAUUUGUUUAUCUGUCUAGUGAAUUAUGCUAAUGUGUUUAUCUGUUCAGCAGUGAAUACAUGUCUUAACAAUUCAA